Messenger RNA from Talaromyces marneffei, 339 nucleotides. RefSeq lists its product as uncharacterized. Bases 1 to 339 code for a protein of 112 amino acids. NCBI's taxonomy places the organism in Eukaryota, Fungi, Ascomycota, Eurotiomycetes, Eurotiales, Trichocomaceae. The record is from RefSeq and is a predicted model, not a curated record. The transcript has 2 exons. Gene Ontology annotation, cellular component: ubiquitin ligase complex.
AUGGGCCUCACGUACAACGUCUAUCUCAACGCCGACAAAAUAUUCGGUUGUAGGGAAUGCAAAGCCCAUCUCGCAGACUACAACGAAAUAGUCAGCCGUAACUUCCGCGGCCAACACGGAAAAGCCUUCUUAUUCCAGACCGUCGUCAACGUCACGGAAGGAGACCCCGUCGAACGGAGCAUGACGACAGGCCGCCAUAUCGUGCGUGACAUAUCGUGUCGUACAUGUCGGGUCAUCGUGGGAUGGAAAUAUGACAAGGCCUAUGAGCCCGGGGAGAAGUAUAAGGAAGGGAAAUUUAUUCUAGAGGAGGCUCUGUUGUGUUUGGUUGAUCAGAAGUGA